This is a messenger RNA of Dermacentor silvarum, 15814 nucleotides long. RefSeq names its product menin (gene Mnn1). The transcript is spliced from 9 exons. Gene Ontology annotation, cellular component: nucleus; histone methyltransferase complex; chromatin. The coding region runs from base 418 to 2487 and encodes 689 amino acids. The record is from RefSeq and is a predicted model, not a curated record. Gene Ontology annotation, biological process: negative regulation of cell population proliferation; negative regulation of cell cycle; regulation of transcription by RNA polymerase II. Gene Ontology annotation, molecular function: chromatin binding; Y-form DNA binding; transcription cis-regulatory region binding. NCBI's taxonomy places the organism in Eukaryota, Metazoa, Arthropoda, Arachnida, Ixodida, Ixodidae.
CGAAUAGAAGCGUUUGAAGCUGCUUUUGUAAAUAGUAAGAUUAGGGAAUUCCGCCACAUUAGACUGCGAACAAGUAAUACCGAUUUCACAGAAUAGUAAGACGUAAAACACGACACAAUUAUAGACGAAAUAAAGGCAUCAAAACUGCCAACAGCAGCUAAUAAUAUUGCCAACGCUUUAUUUCGUCCGUUACCUUUUUUUUUUUCUCCGCGCUCUUUAGCCUUCCAAGAACAGUCUCAAAUACGCGCGUCACGCAUGACGCCAUAAACUCUACGCGUGACGCAGUCAAUGCGGCAGCUUUCUUAUUUGUUCACUGCGCGAAGCGGAAUGGUAAGUCGCGACGCGCGCCUCCCACGGCGGCUGCGCGGACUAAAAAAAAAAAAAAGAUAAUAAAAUAAAAAAAACCGCACGGCGGAGAUGUCCAUGCGCGCGCCGCGCGCGGCGUUGCGCAGCGGACUCAAAACAAACAUGGCGCUCGGUGCUGGCGUGAAGCGUCAUUUUCCGAUGCGCAAAGUGGACGACGUUGUCGAGUUCUUUCGAGCGCAGCUCGAGAGCGACAACGAGCCGGACCUGGCGUUGCUGUCCAUCGUGAUCGGGUACAUCGAGAACCUGCUGACAUUCCAUCGCAACGUGGAACCGGCGUCAGGCGGCGAUCAGCGGCAACCGUGCUUCCCCGUUGUCGAGAUCGGUCCCAUUGAAGCGCUGCACGCCAAGUUCGCCUGUCAGAUCAAGGGAUCGCUCGACCUGAGCGCCAUCGAGACGGACUCUCCGGCCGGUAUGCGUGAUCUCAUCAAGCGAGUGUCGGACGCUAUCUGGUCGUCGCUGACGAGGAGUUACUACAAGGAUCGGCCUCACCUCCAGUCCCUCUACAGUUAUCUCACCGGGAACAAGCUGGACUGCUUUGGUGUGGCCUUUGCUGUAGUCGCUGCUUGCCAGGCACUGGGGUUCCCGGAUGUCCACCUGGCCCUGUCGGAGGACCACGCCUGGGUCAUCUUUGAAGAGCGUGAAGAGACUGCUGAAGUCACCUGGCAUGGCAAAGGCAAUGAGGACAGGCGAGGCCAGCCCAUACCGCAGGACAAGAGCUGGUUGUACCUCAACGGCCACGCCAUCCCGUGCACGCGGGCGACCGAGGUGGCCGCGCUCGUCUCCGCGAUCAACCCCACCAUCACGCCCACCACAGACAGCACGGAGCUUGUCAACCUCCAACAGCAACUGCUGUGGCUCCUGUAUGACAAGGGCCACCUCCGGAAUUACCCGAUGGCACUGGGGAACCUCGGAGAGCUCGAAGGCCUGUUUCCAACGCCAGGUCGGCCCCCGCCACAGGACCUGUUUGCGGAAGCUGUCCAUGCGUCGCGUACAUACUACCAGAACCAUCAUGUCUACCCUUACACCUACCUGGGCGGCUUCCUGUUCCGCAACGGGCGCCUCAAGGAGGCGUUGCGGGCAUGGGCAGAUGCUGCUGAUGUUAUUCGAAAGUUCAACUACGGCCGUGAGGACGAGGAAAUCUACAAGGAGUUCAUGGAAAUCGCCAACGAGCUGGUACCGCAGCUGGUCAAGCUCAGCAGCACGGGGGACAGCUCGCUUCUGCAGGAUCCGAGCUGCUUCGCACACUUGCUGCGCUUCUAUGACGGCCUGUGUGCAUGGGAAGAAGGUUCUGCCACACCCGUGCUCCACAUUGGCUGGGCGCGACCACUUGUCGGGACCAUCGCCAAAUUUCCGGCGUCGGUGAGGGCAGCGGUGUCGGUGCAUGCCUCGACGGGAGACGAGGAAGAGGAAGCUUCGGAGCAAAAGAACCACAAAGAUGCACCACCUUCAAUCUCUAAAGAACACUCCAAAAAAAGCAGCGAGACAUCAUCGCAGGACAGCCUUAUGGCUGAUGGCAAGGAGCCCAAGGAGGAGGACUUCCUCAAGAGCCUGGAGAACCAGCUGGGCCAGAGCAAUGGCCCGCCGCACCCCGACAUUGUCGCCCUGGCUGCGGCAUGCGCCGAGAACAUCCUCAACCCCGACUACCUCUUGGGCUGUGGGGAGCCCUUCUCAACCAAAAACGGCAACAAUGGGCUUUCCGCCCUGAAGGCCUCAGAGUCGGACUUUAUGGUUGGCGACCUCUUUGACCCCAAGGUCAAUGGCCACGCGAGCACCGAUGACCUCAUUCGGGCUGUGCAGCAGGAGGCCAACAACAACAACAGCUUCAGCUUCGACGAUGACGACCUAGAUCUGGAUGAGGCAAAGGCAGUGCUGACUGCGAAGCCGGAGAAGUCGGGCAGCCGGAGUAGCGGCGAUGGUGGUGCGGCGACAGUCACGCUGUCGAGUCAAAAGAUGGCAGGCCUCAAGGAUCUUCUUCUCGCAGAGAAGCUGAACACCUCGGCGAUUCAGCUGCAGCUGACGGCUCAGUCACAGGUCCAAGUCGUCAAACGGGGCCAAUCCAAUCCAGCUGGCGGGCCCCACGAAGCGACAACGCGACACUCCAAGAGGAUGCGCCGGGAAUAGAAAGCAGGGCCACCAAACUUCACCAUCCCUGUUGAAACCCCCGCUGUCCCGGUUCUGCAGCGCUAAGUGAUCGCUUGUCGUCUGCUUGCACUGGGCAUCGUUUGCAGACAUAUGCAAUCUCUGUUGGUUUUUAACGGCAGAUUGCCCUCCCUGAAUUUGUAAAAGUUCUUUGGCUUGGCGCUUUGUGCUGUGGCUGCCAAUUACUCAGGCAGUUGUCCUUCAUGUGCUGCUGUGCGGCUUGUGGGUGGCCUUUGCUUGAAAUGCUGCGAGUCUGUUUGUGUGCAAGGGCGGAGUGCACCAUUUUGUGAGAAGUGUUGCCGCAGCAGUGUGCGAAAUGUUUUGGAUCGAUUUGUUAGGUCAGCAAGGGUAGAGUUGACGCUUCCUCUGUUUUUUUUUCCCCGGUAUUGAUGCAACCUUGAGUCACAGUGCAAAGUUUGUGUUAUUGUUCGUCAGACCAUCGCUUUUUUUGUUGGUCACUGUUGUUUACAGGUUGAAGAGAGAAGUGUUUUCAUUCCCCUUUCCUCCUCCCCCAUCACCCCCCCCCUUUUUUUUUCUUGCAUGUACAGACCAUAGGUUCAACCACAGUUGAACUUCAUCAGGGGCAACUUGAACAGCGUUCAAGUGGCCACUAAUUUAUGCACUUCGAUGCCCGGUCGAGGUUCACUUUUUCACUGUUGUAGACACGUCCUUCCGUUGAACCAAGGCUGGAAUGUUAUUUAAGUGCUCUUGUGUAAAUUAUGAAUGCCCGGUAUGAAGCUUUAAGCCUUUUUUUUUAUUAUUCCAUUUCUGUCGCGCGAAUGUAGUUGCCUGCAUUUAAGAGAGCACUGCAGCUGCAGUGCUGCAUGGUGGCAUUUAUUCCUCGCAGAUUACUUAGACAUCCUUGGUCUCACAUUUUUUUUUAAUGUGGGACGCACAAGACGGGAAGGGGGGGGGGGGGCACACUUUCCAUAAUUCAGUGGCACGCAGCUUGCGUAACGCUUAGUCCAGUGUAAUGCCAGUGCAACACUGAGCUUCUUGAUAGCACUGAAUGCUUAUCAAACGCUCAGUGAUCUUAUCCAUGCCAUGUGGCUUGGGUUGAUCGAAGCUUUAUUAGCUAUCUAAAAUCGAAUGGCAAGCUCUACGGUCGUACGGUGACGUGCAUCUAUUCUUUCUACCUUAAAAGAAGGUCUCGCGCGCGCCUCGUGCUCGCUGAAAUUUUGCAGCAAUGUUGCAGUUCUCGGUCCACAUCGAUCAGUGAAUCAAACAACUUGCAUCGUCAUUUGCUUCGUGCAAACUCCUGGUUGCUGAUGCUUGGCAAAACCAGUUCCAAUCUCUGCAGCAGUUUGCUUUUCUCAUGGCGGAAAGCGUACUGACCAGUGGUUUUUCACUAAUGCCGGAUAAACCAGAUAAUCUAAGAUGCCAAACGCAUACUUUUGAACGAUGCCGACAUAAGAAAUGCAGAGUUGUCGCAAAAUUUGAGCUACAACUAAGCAGCGAUAAGGCCAAAGUCUUCUUUUAAAGCUGUUCUAAUAAAAAAAAACACAGGUCACUGUAGAUAAGCCUGUAGAUAAGAUAAGCAUAGGAAUGACCCUCUCAAUAGGCACACUCUUGGUAUCGUUUUUGAGGAAAGAGAAAAUGAGGGAAAGCUGUCUGUACAUGGCUGUUUGACACUUUAUUCCUCAUUAACCUCGUGGAGCUUAACUUUGUGACAACACGUGCAGCGACAAGUCAAACGUCACAGUAUACUUGUGAAGUUUAUAUGUAUAUAUAAGUGUACAUAACUUAUGGUCUUAAAUUUGGUUGACGUCUAGUCGAGCAUGGUCAUUUUGUGUGUUUUAGUGUGUGGGUAAUAUAAUUUCAUUUUUUUUUUCGGGAGCAAAGAAAAUGAACAUAAGAAUUUUAUACCGUGGAAAUCGGGUAUGAAAAAAAAAUAUUUUUUUUGAAUAUGCUAGGCAGUGCUGGUUUGUCCAGGCCUGGGAAGUGUUUGUUUCGUGAAGGUUUUGUUAAUUCCUUAAGUUAACCGUCACAUUUCUGAUUUUUAUUUGCAUACAAGCACCCGUGGUACCUUUGGUGUUGGGAGCACUUUGACAUUGUUUCUUCGAUGUAGUUAUGUUGUGAUCUUGCGCCAACACUCGCAUCACAAGAGACAUAUUUGCACAGCGCGGUAUCCUUUAGAAGUGUCCAUCCUCUUUUUUCCGGCCUAUAAUACUGCAGUUCUAACUUCUCUCUCUAGCUACCUCUCACAUUGGCACAUGACCUGCGUUGCGCAGGUAAUGCUUGUGUUGCAGUUUGUCUUUCUGUCAGAUUAUGAUCAUCACCCUUUAGGAAGUCUGCAGCGCUUGUGGUGAGAAAGGUGGAACACACCUGCCAGGUGCCUUUAAAAAAAAAAAAUUUUAAUGUCAGUUGCACAGGCACUUUAAGCAUUUUAAGGAUUUAUACUGUUUCGUUUCGCACCCACAAGACGGAGGAAGAAACCGCGCUAAUGAAUUGAACAAAGCGCAAGCUACCAACUGUCUGUCUUGUUCUUUUUCAAUGUGCGCUUACUAUAUGGUGGUAAUUGAGGGUCAUGAGACAGCUUAGCUUAACGUAAAAAAGGUUUAAGAAAAAAAAAAGAUUUUGAAAUGGUGACAAUAAAAAGAGAACUUGGGCCAGCCGAGCUACCUUUGUUUCUGCUAGAUUCUACUCCAAAUUGUGCAGGAAGUAGUGGAACGUUAUGAAUGCAGCUAAAUGGAGUGAUGGAAGGUGCACUUUUUGUGGGUGAGGCAUAAACACUUGCUUUGUAGAAACGUUGGGGUCGAUACAGGUAACUCAUGUCUGCAAACCCCCAAUUUGGGGGGUUUGCUUCUGUGGUGAAACUUCUGUCACCACGGAGGUGUUGCUGCAAAAAAUCUGGCAGGUGAUGGUGCUAGGGAACGCAGUGUGAAAAGCACAUUCAAUUGAAACAAUGAAAUUGUAAAACAUUGUGUAACCUGAAAACCUGAUAAUAUAGGCAUAAUUCUUUUAUAGUCGCGAAGCAAAAUAAUCAUAAUACGCCAUGUUCAGCAUGCACCGCAGGCAAGUACAGUGGCAAUGAAGAAUGGUUAGCAUAAGUGAUCGGUGACUGGAGCGGCAGAAUCGCAUUAUGUGGUGCUACUGCACAGGAAUAGGCAUGCAGCGAGAGUGCUGGGCCCUUCCCAUGUGUGAAGUGUGGGGGAGGUUGGCAGUUACCUACACUAGCAUUCGAGCGGCUGUGAAUCUGUAUGAUAAUCCCUUCGUCUCACAUUCGUUUGAUGGCCAGCCAUCAUUAUUCCCGAACAGCAGCAGAAACUCCACCAAACUAACCUAGAGUGUGAGGAAUGGGAAUGGCCUCUUACUUGUGCUCUAUCAACGUGUCAUGCAGCGUUGCGUACUGCAAUUUUGCCACACUGAUCGCCAGUCAGUCACUUGAGCUAGUAACCUUCCAUUGCCACUAUACACGACAAAUUCGAGAAAGCAGUGUACGCCUUCACCGAAAUUUCAUCCUAGAAGAUUGCAAAUCAAUACACUCAGUUUACUCUGUUUUCUAAUUCACUCUGUCUAGCUGGUGGGAGUUCUCUAGGCGCCAUUCUUUCAAUUGUUUAUCCACUGAAGCCCAGAACGCUGUUAAAAAGGUGCCACUGAAAAGGUUGAACCAGCAGCUGUCAACAUCUGCAAUAAACUGUCGCUGGUAAAGCUUGACAGGUGGCAACUGUAACUGCGCCAGAGGUGGCUCAAAACGUGCACCCUGGCAUAGUGGUGUUAGAGGGUCCAGAAGAGUGCCGGCUCUCCGUUGGCUCAUUUGAAUCGGGAGACGCACACUCGAAAAGUUGGAAGUUUAGGGUAGCGUGUGGAAGGUGCUCGAAGUACUAACCUGAGCUACCGGCUGACUUUGCAUUAAUAGGGGCCAAGCACACUAACCAGUGCUACAAUAAAGAGCUUACUUUGCUGCUUAGGACUGAUUUUCAGUUUUGUAUCACUGUCUCUUGGAGCGCAUUAAAAAAAGACAUUAGGGCAAGCUACUUUCACUCCAAGGUAUCUGCUGCCCCCCUUUUUUUGCACUGAAUUAUGUCUGCAAAGGGUGUGGGUACUGGGGAUAUUACGGUACUUGUGUCCAGUCUUAAAGAAAAGGGCGUUCAACCUGGACACUUCUGCUGCCUUAUUGCAGUAGAAGGGCCUCAGUCAGUGAAAGGAAUAAAAAAAUUUUGCAUGGAAAUCGUAGUGUUGCCAGAUAAUUGUGCACUUUUAACUAACAUCUGCUGAGAGAGGUUUAAAAGAACAGGUAGCAGUAUAGCCUGAUCUAGUGCUUGCGUUUAGUGUUGCUUAUAGCUACUACUGACACAACAUUUUGGACUUGCAAUUUUUCCACGUUAACUGACACUCCAAAUCCUCUAAACAAACACACACAAAAAGAAAAAACUUAAAAAAUAACUGGCAAGUGUCAAAGCACCCUGUAUAACUUACACUUACUAUAAUGCUUGUUUCUACGAACCAGUUCUAAUUAGAGUAUCCAGGAAGUGGUUGCAUCAUGAUGCACUGGCCCGCUCCAUUUCUGCGAUUACUGUAGCACAGUAAUCGUGUGCACAGGCAUAAGAAAUGUGUGCUACAGUGCACAUUUCUUGUGCACAGGCAUAAGAAAUGUGUGCAACCAUCUUGUUCAUUUGUUUAUAAGCAGAGCCAUCGCACUUACCUUUAUUUCUAAGCGGUGCCGGCAAAUUUUUCUCCACGUCCUGAUGUCGCGGUAAUGUUGAUGACGCCAGGUAUGGACGGCAUUUUGAGACCAACAUUAAUAUGAAAUUUUAAAAAUGGGGCAGAACUCAUCUACAAUGACUGUCAAGGUACUUCGCGUAGCAUUAUUUUGGGAUGAUAAUAAAUUUAUUGUAAACUGAAUGGGCGAGCACAAUUUGUCUCCAGAGUGUUGUGGGAGGAAUCCAAGCAGACCGCACUCGAGCGGAUCUUCGUACUGUCACGCUAGCUAUUUUUCUUGACAUAAGUAAUUCAUUCUGCAUUCUGAAAGUAAGGCUUAUUUCAGCUAACCAACAGAAGUGAUUCCUGUCUACAGGUCCUUUAUUCAGAAGUUCUUCAUAACUUAGAUGCCAGCACAUAGUUUUGCAGAAUGCUGACGCUUCCGCCAGUUCUAUGUUCUUCGCAAAAACGGUUAGACACAAAAAAAAAAAGUAGUCUGACAAUGCCAAGAAUGAUAUUUGCAUUAAUAUCUUAUAUUUCAUAACCUUCACAUUUGCAAAGUGUCAUCAUUUUACGUGCGAGAAAUGCAUGGUAGAGUGCCUACGACUUCAGAAAUAAGCAUUGCUACUCCUUUCAAUGCCUCCCUGUUUCUCGAGCACGCUGUUGUGUCGUACUGUGCUUGAUUUUAAUUUUUCUAAACAUGGCAUUUCGACAUUGCAGAUGCGGUAGCACUAGCAUUGAGUAGCAUUAGCGCGCGUAGGAAAAAAAAAAAGCAUUUUGUACUGUUUGUGCCUGCCUGCUGCACUAUUCAAAGCACAUGUUAAUAGGCCACAGUUUUUUCACUUUGAAACAUGUAGUUAGCACUACUAACGUAUAAAGAAUACAGAACUUUUUUUUUUGUCUUGACUACCAUACCUGGAUGUGGAGUUAGUAAUAAGACAUGUCAUGAAGGCAGUAAUGGCACUAGUGGCAAGUAAUGCGAAAACAGCGGUGAAAGGAUUUUCUGAGGUCACAGUAGCAUGUUUACAAAGCAGUUAUCGAUAGGGCUUAGUUUAAUGAACUCUUUCUUUAUGUUGAAAGAAAAUUCAUCAAAUGAUUCAUCAAUUCUAAUUGAAUUAAUUGAAGACAAAUUUAUCAAAUCGAAUAGAACUGAGGCUUAGGAAGUAAGAGAAGAAGGGGAAAAAAUGCUACCUGAUCAGCUUAUGAUGAAAACUUUCAUUUUAGCUAUAUUUAUGUGUUUCAUGUCUAUAACACACUUUUGUGCGAUAUUUAUCGUUAGUGCCGUCUCAUCACACUAGCUCCGGAUCUAGGAGUAAGCACUAUACAUGAUGAUUUAGUAAGGAAAUGCUACAAGACGCCCAUAUUAAGAAAAGCGGGGCAGCCGACCGGCUCAUGCGACGCAUAAGCUUGUGUCAUCUGCUUACUUUUUUAAUGACCAUCUGUGACACUAUUUUAUUCUAAUAUGGGUAUACCUUUUAGCAUUUAUUUGCAGAACUAUUGUGUGCCGAGUCUACUUCUGAAACCGCAGCUUGUGCAGCAGGUGACCCGAGCAUUCAUGCCACUUGUGUGGAAUGAAAAUCACAUGUCGCUUUGUGCCAUGAAUUUCAGCGGUAUUUCUGUCGGUUGUCAGUCUCUGUAAGCCGCAAAUACUGACAAAACUAACUCAGUCCUUCGUACAUGUAUUGAUUUCACCACUUGACCAAGUUGUAUCAGGCACUAUGUUGUUUUGGUUUUAUCUUUUAUAUACAGCAGUUUCACUUUAAAACAAACCUUGUUACUACAAAUUCUGUGAUAAUCUGGACCUCUAUUCACAAAACUUCUCUAAUGUAAGAGCGUUUCUUCAUUGGCUGAUGCUCAGGUGCCUGUCAGUCAUGGUAGUGAUGGACGAGAUAAUGGAAACAUCCCUAUGGUGAUGUCCAAUCAUGGAUAGCACUUACAUAAGUAAUGUUUCGUGAUUGUGGAGCCAGAGCUGUUUGAGUAUCUUUCUUCAGUUUCCUUUAAAUUCAGUGUUAAGCUGAACGUUUGAUAAGGCAAAUAGAUAAGGCUAACAGAAAGCUUGCUACUUGGUGGCCCAAGUGUAAGUUGUGUUAAUCAGUAGUAAUUUCAUUGACCUGCUACUUGAAAGAAAAAAGAAUGCAGAAGUCAUAACUGCUUGCAUAUUAUAGUCAGCAGCCAACACAGCGACACAUAAUUGUAAUUCCCAAUGAGGCAGGCCACUUUUGCUUAACAUCUUUCUUUACAUUGCUGUGUGUGGAUGUGAUAGCACCUGGUGUGUUUGGAGUAUUUACACUAGCUGUUUAUAGCUGACAACUUUGUGUGCUGCAAUGCACCCAGGACAUUCAAUUACGUUGCUGAUAGUUAUUGUACGCAAAAAUCCUCUUUAUAGCUGACAACUUUAUGUGCUAAUGCACCCAGCACACUCGAUUAUGUUGCUGAUGUUUACUGUAUGCAAAAAUUCCCUUAUGUGAGCCUUUACUUAAAUCUCCAGCGAUAAAUCUUGCUGUAAAAUUUUUCUGCACUGUUAUUUGCCCACAAUAUUUCAAAUAUCUUAGAUCCUGUAAAACUGACUUCUGAUUCGAAAAGGCUUUUAUGAAAUGGCUUGCAUACCACAGUCUACUUCCAGUAACCCAGCAUUGGUUGAUUUAACCUGUUUUGUAAUUUCAGCAGUGUGUAGACAUUUCGAAAAGUGCGCUUUGUUCGAUGUGUCUUCUUAAUUGACAUAGGUAAUUUGAUUGUGUUUUGCAUCUGCUGUCAGGGCUGAAUUAACUGUACAAAAUAAUGUGUAUUCAUCUUGAGAUUACCCCAAUUUCAUUUUGCAAAGAACCCGACCAAAGGAGGUUAUAAAAACAUCAUAGCCCAUAUCGCGCAUGACUAACACAAUUUCCUGUUUGAUCCGCUGUCUUAUUAACGGCACGAAGCAGUGACUGUCAAGUUUCUGAUAGCGGGGAGACUUGCAGUUAGCAUUCAUCCUGUCACAAAUUCUUUAAAGUGCCCUUGAAGCUGGGAGCAUAAAAAAAAACUGUCAUAUUUGAUAUGACAAAGCCUUUCUCCAUCAAGACAGUUGAUUUUCUGGCAUGAACUCAACAUCCUGCACAUAGCUCACCUUAGCUUUUGCACCAAUAGCUGAGUGUACGCUGGACAUUAGAGUGAAUUGGUUUAAUGAUUAAGCACCUGAUUUCCUUUCUGAAUGUAGGGCACAUUUUCAGUUCUCAUGCUGCCACCACCACGCAGAGUCAAUGUGAUGGAGCAUAGUUUCGAGUGAAUCAGACUUGCAAUCGGAACGAGGCCCCUUGAAGUGAUCCGUAAACUACUGGCAUGGAGGUCUCGAAUUUUUCGCUCGCCCUUUUUCACUGGUAGCGGGAUCAAACCCCCUUGUCUUGCUGCACACUGUGGCUCGAUUUUCUAACGGUUUGGAAAGCGAACUGUUCGCUUGCCCUUGCAUGAUUGGUCAGAAUCUUGCUGUCGUCAACGCAAAAGCACCAUUCUGCCCAGUCACACGAGGACAAGCAAAUGGUUUGCUUUCCGGACAGUCGCUAAAUUGCACCCUCAAGAUCCCCACAUGGUCACGAUGACUUCCACAGAAGCACUUUUGUUGGUUGUGAGAAAGUUUGUGGCAUCCGGUGAACGAAACUGGCAUUGUUGGGACUAGAGAAAGCGAAAAGAGAGAAACGUAUGGCCAUGACAUUAGUGCGCCCGACGAUUUCUUGCAUUCUUGCAAGGGGUCGCCGAGUGGAUGCCUGCAGGAAGGCAGGACAAGUUCUUGAUAAGGUAGGCAUAUGGGAACAUGCGCUUUUCGCUUGCACGAGAAUGUGGAAAGGAUUCAGGUCCCUCAUCUGUCCACUGCAUGCGAUGCAAAUGCAUUUAGGGCCCCCUUGAAUAUGCACCAGAGAACGGACAAGGACAUGACUGUUGGACAUAGAUGUCUCUAGUUUGUACUGCACAUGGAACAUUGAAGCACUGAAGAAUGUGAAAGACUUGAGAUCUGUCAUUGGCAGAGCUGCGCAUUUCACUACUAGGGCAGCGUGUAUACCAGAAAGUUGCAGUGAUUGUUUUUAUUUGAUUAUGAUCCUUUAGAACUGGCCUUGCAAGUGAAUAAACAUGCAGACAGCACCGUUACACAAGAGUUUUUGGCUGCGCAAAUGUGAACUUUUAACUAGGACUUACCACAAUUUUUACAGAUGCAGCUGUUGAGACGUUCAGUGAAUUGCAGGCAGAUUAAAAUGUGCGCGUCUGGUAAUAUAACAGAAGUGAAAAGGGUAUUGCCACUGCUGACCGUCAGUGCGAAAAAAUAGUUCUUGUCGCAGUACAAUUCUGUGCAAGAGAAACCAAAUGCAUAAGUGUGCUUGAUGUUGCAAAAGUGCACUUAAAUUGCUGCAUGCAACAUAUGGAAAUUUUUGUUAACAGCCUAAUGUCAUGGUGCCGGCAGUGUCUAUAUCGACUAUCGAAGAUGGUUUGUAAGAAUGCAGUUGUCGUCAAUAAUGUGCGUGAAACAAGUUCCUGGAAAAGAAACCCAAUGUUGAGAGCUGUUGCUGUUGCAGAUGUUGGCAAAGUGUUGGUUUUCAAUAGUACUGCUGGAAUAGCAAUUUUUGCAUCCAUUUGUCUAUGGUGAUAGGUGGUUUGGCCAUACAGCGCAUGUGCUGCUGUUAAGAGAAGGGUGUUUGUUGCGUGCAGUCGAAAGUCUAUUCUGCGUGAAAGAGGAAAGGUAGCUGUUGUUGUUGAGGUGGCGUUUUUGCUGCCACUGUGAUUGACGAGUUCCCAGGUUUAUCCUGCAGUUGAUGCAAGCAGUUAUGCACAGUGUGCUGCACAGAAUAGUGACGACACGUACCCAUAUUUUUGUUAGAAAGCGAGCAUUUGUGGCCGCUUAUUCAUUUGUUACGUCUGCCUGUUUUGUGUUUCGCCAGUGCUGGAGUCCUCACUCAAAUGGAAUUGCAGCAGAUGUGACUGUUUGCUUCAUUUUAUUCUUUAGCUCACUUAACGGUAAACAAAAACAAAACAAAAAACCCUGCAUAGUCUGGACAUGUCACCGUCUAUAAAUUGCAGUAUUCCUGGCCCUGUGAUAAGACAUUGUACUUGGCACUAUGCCAGGAAUGUUGUUGCCCGUAGUCGCCAGCCCAUCUGGUGUUGUUUACCCAAAGAUUAACAACUGAAGGUGCCACCCCAGGAAUCGAAACGUUAAUGUUCGAUAACGUGAGCGAGGGUACUAAGCUAACGAUUCUUCACACUUCGACAACCUUCGCUCGAAACAAAGGAACCUGCUCUUGAUCGAAGCAGAUCUGUUGCUUGCCUAAGAGUUUUGUUUGAGCGAAGGCAACAGCACUGGGCGUUACAAACGCAUCUGGGUGUGUUUGAAAAGAUCUCUAUUUGUAGAGAACAUGGCUAGCCCGGCAGAGCCUGCCACCAAAGUACCACUGUACAUAGCAUGCUAGAGAGUAGGUUAUCUGUUGAAUGUUUAGUGGCCUGUAUAUUUUUGCUUGUUAUUUGUUUCUUGCAAGGGGGCCUGGCUCCAAGCUGUGCGCUCCGUAAGAAGACGUCGGUUCCUGUGAGCUGUACAUUGCAUAUGUUGUGGUCACGGUGUAGUCAGAUAUGUAUACCAGCAUGUAUAAGAAAGCUGUUUUCAAGUUGCAUUUCGCAGUGAUUGUGAGCAUUUAUGCAGAGCGGAGUGUUACAUUGCUUGGCCUGACCCCACUUCACAUGAGAAAAAUAUGCGUGUUUUUUUGUUUUUGUUUUUUUGUCUGGACACUGUAGUUCAAACCUCCGUGGAAUUAAAUAUGAGUCAGCCUAUGUUUUUGGACUUUGCUUCCCUGCAUUAUGGGAUACAGGCUGGUCUUCGAAAAGGCCAAUUUGGGUUUUUCCUUCAGCUAUUUUGUGAGCUUUUUCUUGUGCAGUCUUUACAGGCAGUACGAAAGACUUAGGGAAACAUAUACCAUAUCAGUUGCAAAGAAGAAAAAGAAAGUAAUGUAGCUGUGUUGUCAGCGUCGAAGUGUUUAAAUGUAAUGCUGUAGUCUGGUUUCGGUACCAAUGCGGCACAUUUGUCUUUGUAUUUUAGCCGCGUCAGGUGUUUAUUGCAGAUUCUGUGGGGCAGGAACCACUAACACCGCAGAUACAGGGAACACCCUUGUGCUUGUUGCAAAACUGGAUAAAUUACUUUUAUCACAGAAUUGUGUGAAAUUGGUACCAAGCACACAUGACUGUCAAUUCACCAGCUUUGUCCCGAAAAUCCUGUGCCUGCGUGGAGAUUAGGCAAAGUGCAACUGUCUGCCUGCUGCACUGAUGCUUUCUCGAGAACAAUAAUGAACAGCAUGUUGAAACAAAUGAGGUUUUCUGUAAAGAAUUUGAUCGCCACGACAUCUCGUGUACCCUGUCACCUCACAGCCUCUAGCUUGCUCUUGCCGAGAUUUCUGCCAGAGAGUUUCGCUUUCUUAAUUUUCGUUGUGUAGCUCAUCAGUUUUUACUGUCUAUUCAGAAGAGGAACAUAACGAAAUUUCAGUGUUUGUUUUAAAGACUCCACACAUUGCUGUUUUUGAGGUGAAGUCGGGGUUUGCGCCAAGGUCUGUGCCUCCGCCUUCUGCUCCAGGAGGGCUCGGAGUAGCUUCUACAAGUUUAAGUUACGCACGACGAAAAAAAAAAGCGGAAGAGAGAGAUAUGGCGUUGACCUUUUUGUCGCGGUACGUGAUCUGAGAGUCAUUUGCUUGGCUUGCUUUUGCCACAGGUUUUUGGUGGUGUCCUCUGUGUUGCCGUUUGCUCUCGAGUGAAGCUGUAUGCGUAGACAUAGCGGUUGUCGGCUUGUGCAUAUCGCUUGUUUGGUGUGUGUCCAACUCACAUGUCAGAGCUAUGCAAGUCUACAAACCGCACACACACACACACUUUUUUUGGGGGGGGAAGCCGAACACACUUUGGCCUUCCUGUUCUCUCCCCCCUACCUCCCCCUCUUUUAACCUUUCGAGGUCAAUUCCCAUGUAGAGAGAGAAACUGUGAUGUUUUUACCUCCUGUUUUGAUCUUUGAUCAGCAGAUAACAUUCUUGUUUUUGUUUUCUAGUGCACAAAGCAUGUUUGUAAAUACUGUGGAACCUUGUUAUACUGAUGUUGCAUCCAACAUGGAGAUACCUUCGUUAUAACUGAUUUUAUUUGCCCAACUCAAUAUAACAAACAUGGAUAUAUAACGAAUUAUCUGAUAUAGUGAAUUGUUGGUUAUAACGAAAUAAAUAUUAAAUAUUUCUUCGCUAUGUCGGCAUGUAAUGAAUAUGUGCUUAUAAUAAAUAUUGGAUAUAACGAAGGUAUUUUUAUGUCUGAUGCGAUUUUGUUACGAGGUUCGAUUUAUAAACACAUAUUCGGUAGUGCACUUUGAUAUCGGCGAUAAGCAUUUUCGAUCUACUUUUUAAUCCACAUUCUUUGUACUGAUCUUCGACUGCAUUGUAAUCAGUGCCAGUUAUCUAUUACUAUUUUCUUUUACACGUGCAGUGUUAUCCUAGUACUAUCUCUCCACCUGCUGUUGACAUCUUGAAGAUCCCAAGUAUCAGCCCAACGUUUUAUCUUGCAUAAGCACAGUUCAAUUUCUGCCUCUCUUUGAGGCUUUGGUCGAUUUCUCAAUCACCGGUCCUGCAUUUAAUGCAGUUUUUCUGAUGGGAACACUUGUGUAAAAGCAUUUGUGGAACUGGCACAGAUUCUAACUGGCAUCAGAAAACUUGUCAUGCACUUUUAUUGUUGUUUUUUUCUACACACACAGUGCGGAAGACAUCAUUACAUUGCACAUACAGCUAAUCUGUUGUUUCCUUUGAAAAACAAUAGCAAAAAUUAAAUGCCAUUUGGAAUACUCACGAUUUCAUUUUGAUUACCUUGAUCUUGCAUUGUCAUAAAAUGAGACAUAUUUCAUGUCUGCAGGUUGUUUUUGAUGCUUUGAAUGAUUGUUAAUUCUAACAAGUCACUUUGCGAUUGCACUGUACAGAGUGGUCGCAACACCACUCUUAUAGCAUUUUGGCUUUGCAUUGUGAUACAAAACAGCUUUUCAUUUUUACAGAGUUAGCACUGUUUGCACUCUGUGUUUAAUGUUGGUCAAACCGAUCCCCUCGAGGUCAAAAGGAUUGACACUAGGAGGAUGUUGCAAACGGCUGUAGAAGUCACCCAGGUUUUUCUUUUUCCCAAAUGGAAAACAGACCAAUGUUGUCAAAGUCUAUGUGUUUUUUCUUCUUUACUUUGAUGCACAUAGUGUGUUCUCUCAAUGAAUGUGCACCCAAUGUUCAUUUAUUUUGUACAUAGACCAUGUGGGUAGUUAGUGUAUCUUUGGUUCACCAUUUCCAGCUGUCAUUAAUCAUGUAUGCAUGUACUGAGUGCGAAGUGGAAGUCAUGUUGGCUCCACUUUCGUGUGUGUGUUUUUCUCUUACUGGCAGAAUUUGGUGGUUUGUCAGCAUUGUCCCUUCUUUUUUCACAAAGAUAUUAUCUAUUAGCUUUUUUUUCCCCUUUCUGUACAGCAACAUUUAUUUUGAUUUCAGAUUUAUACAUAAUUAUUCUUGCACACCAGCACAACACUCAAAAGGUAGUUUCUUCGGUUAACACAGUUCCUUUUUUUUUUUUUUUUUUACAUGUGGUAACGUUGGUGUCGAGUACUCAUUGGACUUGCCACUGGAAAAAAAGAAAAGCAAAACAAAUAAAAAUGUCUGGUCAGUAUUUGAAA